Penicillium nucicola is the source of this 606-nucleotide messenger RNA. Its product is annotated as coatomer subunit zeta. The coding region runs from base 1 to 606 and encodes 201 amino acids. NCBI's taxonomy places the organism in Eukaryota, Fungi, Ascomycota, Eurotiomycetes, Eurotiales, Aspergillaceae. The transcript has 2 exons. Gene Ontology annotation, biological process: intracellular protein transport; retrograde vesicle-mediated transport, Golgi to endoplasmic reticulum; intra-Golgi vesicle-mediated transport. The record is from RefSeq and is a predicted model, not a curated record. Gene Ontology annotation, cellular component: COPI vesicle coat.
AUGCCCGGCCCUCUGUCCCUCUUCUCCGUCAACGCGGUUCUCGUCAUGUCCGCUGACGAUGGCUCCCGAAUUUUCACCAAGUACUACUCAGCACCACAUGCCCCCGCCGGUGCUGCCCCCAACUCGACCAAUUACCCCGGCGCCAACCCAUACCCCACCGUCAAGGAGCAGCGCGCUUUCGAGAAGGGCCUCCUCGAGAAGACCAACAAGUCUUCAAGCGAUGUGAUUCUGUACGACAACCGCAUCGUCGUCUUCAAGAUGGAGAGCGACGUCAUGCUCUACGUUGUUGGCAGCGCCGACGAGAACGAGGUCCUGCUGUACAAUGUUGUCCUCUCACUACGGGAUGCUCUCGGAAUUCUAUUCAAGGGCGCAACUGACAAGCGCACCAUUGUCGAGAACUACGACCUGGUCUCCCUCACUAUUGACGAAAUCAUCGACGACGGCAUCAUCCUCGAGACAGACCCCGUCAUGAUCGCUUCUCGGGUCAGCCGUGCCCCCGCUGCGGACGCGCCUAAUAUGAAGAACAUCGAUCUCUCCGAACAGGGUCUCAUGAAUGCUUGGGAGUUUGGUAAGCGCCGUCUUGCCGAGGGUCUGCGCCAAAUGUAA